AUGCCAAAUACCACGGGCAAGAUUUGCCAGUGGGGCUGCUAUGAUGAAGAGGACGAAGCAUGCCACCCAGGGCUUACCAACAUGGCUUGCGCGGAGAUCUACGGGCACGUGGAGUGGAUCCAGGUGUGCGACUGCGUAGACGAGGCGACGGGCCUGCGUGAUAACAUCACAGUCGCGGCGCCGAGGCUGGCACCCGCAAAUCUGUACUUUUCGGUGCCUGCCUUCGUCGUCCUCUUCCGUGAGAGCUUGGAGGUCGUGAUUGUCCUUGCCAUCAUCAUGCAGUUCCUGACCAAGAUGAAGAACGACGGCCUCCUUGAGGUGGGUCUCUUCUACAAGUUCCGCCGCGAGGUCUACCUCGGAGCCUCCUUAGGCUUUGCUCUUUGCCUGCUCUUCGGGGUGGGCUUCUUGGCCCUGGCAUCCUUGACCUACCAGCUUUUUGAUGGCGACAACGAGCGAAUCUUCCAGUUCUGCAUGAUGAGCCUCACUUGCAUUGUGCUGACCUUCCUCGCAGUGAAUUUCUACAAGAUGAUCUACUCCAAGGAGGCCCACGAGCGGAAGAUGAAGCGACAGAUGGAGGAGACACUCGAAGCGACGCAGGCGGGCACAGGUGGGGGAGAGGUGGCUUUUGGGAAGAAGCAUGCCUUCUUUGUCUUGGCCUUCACCACGGGUCUUCGCGAGGGCUUAGAGUCGAUCGUGUUCCUCGUGGGCGUCAUCUCAGAUGUUAAGGAUCUCAGUGCCCUGCCCCUGCCGAUCAUCAGCGCCCUCGUCUUGGCACGGCUUGUUGGGUGCUGUUUCUUCCAGGGAACGAAGGGUCUGAAAGUGGACUGGUUCAUGCGGGUUUCAGCUGUACUGCUCAUGUGCAUCGCGGCCGGCUUCUUCUCGGCAUCCAUGCACCAGCUCCAGGAGCUGGACGUCUUCGGCACAUGGAGUCCAAGAUCCGAGCGGCCCUGGCAGAAUGUGAAUGUUUGGGAUGCUACGGAGUGCUGCAAUGAUAAGACGAAUCGAUUCUUCGUCCUCAUGAGGGCUCUCUUCGGUUGGCAGGAUCAGGCAACACCCGUCGAGAUCAUCGCCUACAUCUUGUACUGGGUCGUGGCGGCCAUCAUCGUCAGCCUCAUGGUGUGGCAUGCUAAGAAAAAGAUGCAGAAGAUGGUGGAGAAAUGGCGCUUGGAAGAUGAGGAGGCCUUGAAGAAGUCCCGGGAAGAGCCUACGACCAUCGGCCAUCAAGCCGAGGAUGAGAAGGCUGAGCUUUGA
This is a messenger RNA of Symbiodinium sp. CCMP2456, 1251 nucleotides long. Lineage: Eukaryota; Dinophyceae; Suessiales; Symbiodiniaceae. The record is from the annotation of a GenBank genome assembly.